Messenger RNA from Macrosteles quadrilineatus (aster leafhopper), 4985 nucleotides. RefSeq names its product protein scarlet-like. Gene Ontology annotation, cellular component: plasma membrane. The coding region runs from base 117 to 2042 and encodes 641 amino acids. Gene Ontology annotation, molecular function: ATP binding; ATP hydrolysis activity; ABC-type transporter activity. The transcript has 15 exons. The record is from RefSeq and is a predicted model, not a curated record. NCBI's taxonomy places the organism in Eukaryota, Metazoa, Arthropoda, Insecta, Hemiptera, Cicadellidae.
CAGCGCUAUCCCAAUCCUGCGCUCCGUCAGACUGCGAGUGCGAGUGCCGAGUACUGCGACUGCGCUUGAAGUUAUUGUUACAGUAAUAAAUUACUUAUGCAUUCAGCCUGAGAGUCAUGAAAAUGAAUCUUGAACUUCCCAUUACCCAAAACUCUUCGGAUCCAAAUGAAGAUGGUCUGAUAGGUGCAGGGAACCUGACAUUGUCCUGGCAUAAUAUUUCUGUUUGGGUGAAGAAAAAGAACGAAGAGAAGAGCUCAUGGCUUCAGCAGAAAUACCAAGAUGUUAGAAUAAUCAACAAAGUGAGUGGUCUAGCAGAGCCUGGGUCUUUGGUGGCGAUUAUGGGGCCAAGUGGAGCAGGGAAGACAACAUUGUUGGCCACCAUCAGUCAGCGGCUUCAAGGUGAUGUUUACGGCCAGAUUCUGCUCAAUGGAAACCAGGUGACUCAACAGCUGAUGACGAGAGUGUCAGGCUUUGUACCACAACAGGACCUGACUCUGAAGGGCCUCACUGUCCUCGAGCACAUGCAACUCAUGGCUAGAUUGAAGAUGGAUCGUCGUCUGAGGACGUCCCACAGGAACCGAAGAGUUUUGACACUCAUCAACGAGCUUGGUUUGGCCAAAUGCAGCACUACCAGGCUGUCGGCUCUGUCAGGUGGAGAAACCAAAAAAGUCUCACUUGCUGUUCAGAUGCUGACAGACCCUGCGCUGCUGUUCUGUGAUGAGCCGACUACAGGUCUAGACAGUUACAACGCAGGCGCUGUGGUGGAGAGACUACGCAGUCUAGCAGUGAGAGGCAAGACUGUAAUCUGCAGCAUCCAUCAGCCUACGUCCGGCAUUUUCGACAUGUUCCACAGUGUCAUACUGCUAGCGCCUGGAGGAGAACUGGCUUACCAGGGCGACCCACAGCACGCACUACAACACUUCAACAAUUUAGACAUUGUUUGUCCCACUUCUUAUAACCUGGCAGAGUUCCUAGUGUCACAACUAAAUGUCACCGACCAGCCAGAGUCUCAAUCCAAGGUUCAAAGAAUAUGUUCCAAGUAUCUGGAGUCUGAGGUUGGAAAAGAGCAUGAGAAGAAACUUGAGAAAUUGAAAAACCGCAAGAGGCACAACAACAUACUAGAAGUCAGCAACGGUGUAGCACACUACGGAGAAUUGGAGGACGAAUUUCAGAAGUAUGUGAAUAUCCAAACGCCGAAACUCUUUACCCAGCUUUACUGGCUUGUUUGGAGGUCAUUUGUUGAAAUAUUCCGAAACCCCCAGGAACAGCUUCUACGACUCGCCUUCUAUAUGUUCAUCGCACUGCUGAUAUCCACUCCAUACACAGGUCUAUCAGUAGACCAGGCUGGUAUACAGAACAUGCAGGGAUGCUUGUACCUGGUGGUGGUGGAAACUAUCUUCACAUUCACCUACAGUGUGUUUCAUACAUUCCCAUCAGAGAUACCUGUGUUACUGAGAGAAAUAGGCAACGGACUGUACACUCCUGGACCUUACUAUGUCUCCAAGAUGAUAGUUCUGCUGCCAAGAGCACUGAUAGAGCCCAUCCUCUACUCUGCUACUGUGUUUUACAUUGCUGGACUGUUUGGUGGAGUUACAGGCUUUAUACAGUUCUGUGUGCCAAUCAUCGCCUGUGCCAUCACUGCCACUGCAUGGGGUUGCUUGAUAUCAGCAAUGUUCGAAUCUGUCUCUACUGGAUCAUUAGUCUCAGUACCAAUAGAACAAGUUUGUCUACUAUUUUGUGGUAUCUUUCUAUCAUUGAGCGAUGCGCCCUUACACCUGGCUUGGAUAAAGUAUAUCUCGAUGUUUUACUAUGGCUUGGAAGCUGUCUCAAUUUUGCAAUGGACUAGGAUUGAAGAGAUCCCUUGUUCGGAGAACAAAAAUGUUCCUUGUAUAUCAACUGGUGACGGAGUACUGGAAAACUACGGCUACAGUGCUGCAAACUACAGAUUGGACUUGCUAGGUCUGGGGGCUUUGUACUGCGUAGCUCACAUAAUUGGCUUCCUGGCGUUCAAGAAAAGAAGCAAAAAGCAAGCUGCAUAUUGAAGACUUCAAGAGUUUAAUUAAACCAUUUUUAAGAGUACAUUUUAACUAUAGUUCAAUCUCUAUCCGUCUCAAAGGGUGCACAUGUAACAAAAUGAAAAUACUCAUUGAAUGACAGUCUUAUGACUAAAGUUUACAAUAUAGAUAUUUAUAGUUUACUUUUAUUUAAUUUGUCUGAUACCAUAAUACGUAGAUCUAGAUACCAUAAUACAAACAGCUUCCGGUUGACCUUAAAAGCUGUUUAAGUUUUCAUCCAUGAAUUGGUUUCACUGUGUAAGGAGUUUAGAACAGACUAUAAAGCAUGGCUCACACUAGGGCUGUGAAUUGACACAUGGCAUCAGCUGUGAAUUGAAAGAAGCCGCUACUGUCAGCUUAAUGUGACCACAAAAUUUGCAGCUGACACCGCCAGCCGGUGAGCGUUUGUCAGCGGCUGGCAAAGUCGGACAUGUUCAACUUUUGGUAGCGAGGCAGCGGUGACUAGUGGUCACGUGUGCCAGCAGCGACAAAAGAUAAUUUUCAUCUUGGUUUUACACAAAAACACCUGUCUCAAUUUUUUCAAUUAGAGGUUUAACUAAUUGUAGCAAUUCUUGGAAUGUAUGUGGUGACAUUCGUAAAACAUUUUUGUAUGUUUCUGAUUCAUCUUCUUUUAGUUUUUGCAACCAGCUUGUUUGGACCAAUGCCCAAAAAAAAACUUGACAUGACAUGAGUGGACUGUAUUGGGAAUUUACUAGUGACUCGAAGGUUUGACAUAAAAAAUCAAUAUGUGGUCAAUACAUUUAUUUUACUCUACCUUUUAACAUUUGGUUACAUGUACAUCAUUAUUCUUACUAUGGUACAUAUUAUCUGGCCAGAUUAGUAUAAUGAUUUUACCAAUUAGUUUUAUGUUUGAGGCUUUGGGAAAGGAAAGAGAUGGGAAGUGACCAUAUAGUCUUUAGAUUUGUAUUUAAAUUAUAUACAACUAGUGUACAUGUUGCUCGAACUCGAACAAUUGAAAAGUAUUACAGGAGUUAUUUCAAAACGAAUAACAGUCAUAUUUACAAUGAGUUUAAAAGAGUCAACUCAAAGAUUGCCGGUGUGUAACCUAUAAAGUCAAUGGUGUAACUCAUGAAGAUACUCACGAUGUAUAUAACAGUAAUCAACAUUUCCUGUAAAUAUAAUAUCAUAUUUCAUAGCCUGGUAAUGCUUUUUAAUGUUUUCUACAAAAAUUUACUGACUUAUAGCCAUAUAAGGUUGUCCAUGUUUAUCUUCGUUAUUGAUAAACCUAAAGCAUUCCGGCCGGUUUUCUCCUUUUCUUCUCAAAAUGCCUCGCUGUACAGGCAACACAGGUCAUUGAUAGAGGGCCAAUUAUUGAGAACGAAAAGUCGUUUUGGGGUAGUGUUAGGGUGCAUUUGUAACCUAAUAGUUGAAAUUGUCUAGGUCAGGUGCUGACUGUGAUGAGUUAAGCAUGCACAAAUUUAAGUUACAAUCAUGCUAACACGAUCCGACAUAGCGACACAAAACAAAGAUAAAUACACAAAUUUAAGAUACAGCCAUACUAACACGAUCCGUCUUGGGGGUUAUGUUGACACAAACUCAAAUAGUAAAUAAAUGUACUCAAUGCGUUUCAUUGAAUUGACAAAUAAAUAACAGCAAUUAAAUUAUUAUUAUACAGCUGAUCAAAGUGUAAGCAAUUAUGUUCUCCAUAAGGAUAACAUGGGAACUUUAACAGCCACUGGGGCAGAGCCCAAGGGACUUUUUCAAAAAUGUAAGGCCAGUUUGCAAAUCUACGCGACACGCUCUUUCCAAUGAGACGUCAAUGGGUAAAAUCGGUUAAGAAAUGGCGGAGGAGUUCAACCGACAAAGUUUCAUGUAGCGUAAUAAUUAUAUAGAUAGGGAAGAACUCUGGACAUGUUGCUUACUUCAAUUCAUGAUUGUAAAAGGAGAAAGUGGAUAUACCUCCCCCAGAUAAAGUAGUUUUAAAAGUCUUCCACUUGAUGGAAGCACUAAUCGACACACUGAACCACACAAAAUAGUUUGCUGAUUUUCCACUAGAGUUCAGGAAGAAUAUGUUUUAAGGAUAGCCCAAACAGGCUUGAAGAAGCUCCUAACUGUUCCUUUGUUUGUAUCCAAGGUCUGGUCCACUAACGCCUCUUCUUGCAGUUAAACAUUUUUAAAAAAAGUUCUUUCUCUUUCACACACAUCCUCAAUAAUCGAUUAAGUACUGGUUUAUGAGGACCCAAGGACGAAAUGGGAACAAGAACUGAGCUUUAAACUAGGGGAUUAAAAGCAGUAAUUCUUAGCGUAGAAAUUACUGAGCUUAAGUGGUCGGGGAAGCAGGUUAUUGAUUUCUCAAAUUUAUUCCAAAACUAUGCGUGCUUAUGGGACGUUUCUUCAAAGAAGUAGGAACGUGAGUUUUAGGAACGUCAAAGAAGCAGCUUACUGUAAAUUGUUGCAAAACCUCACAGCUUUUCAUUCUCACACAUCCUCAAUAAUCACUUAAGUAUUCGUUACGAGGUCCCAAGACGCUGAUCACUAGCAGCUGACAAUCUACCUACUGCGACCCAUGCAAAAGCCGCUGCUUGGUGGUGCUGGUGCCAGUCGCUGAUCACAAGCAGCUGGCGAGCAGCCUAGUGUGACCCGUGCUUAUGGAGGGUAUCAGCUACUUAAUAACAUGAGAGCGAAUAAUGUGUAAGUCUAUUCUACAUUGGCACUUUGCAGGGGAAAAACAUUUCAUACAUGCCUCGUUAGUGCAUGAAUGGACUAUUCCCUAAUACAGCAAGGUGUUGCUGAUGAAUGCUACAUUGCUAUGGUUUGUGAUUGCUAGUUUUCCUUUUAGCGAAUUUCCCAUAUAGGGAAUAAGCUAUUACCGUAGUACUCAUGGUAAGACCUGGACGCGGGACCGAUUUUUUUUUUCGAUUUGAGGUCCCUAGAGGCCAAAAACACCAUCCGUUCAAAUUCAUAUAUAUA